AUGUUAAAGUUCUACUUUCUAAUUUUGUUAUGUAUUUUUUUAAAAUAUCCAUUAAGCAUUUUAAAAGAAUUUUAUUUUGAGAAAAAUAUCUCAAGAGAGAAUGAAUAUAAAAUAAAGAAAGAUGUUAAUAGUUAUAAAUUAAAUUAUCGUCAGUUGGAAGAAGAGGAAAAUGAUUUUUAUAACAUUGGAAAACUAAAAAAUCUAUUAUUUUUUCAAUCAAACUUAGAUAAGACUAUUAAGAAAAAAGAAAUGGAAGCUAAAAAAUUAAGAAAAUUACAAAAAGCUGCUAAAAAAGGAAAUAUUAUUAAUAGCAUAUCUAGUAAUGAAAAAGGAAGAGAAAACUAUGAAGAUGAUAUUAAAUCUUAUAUAAGAAAAGAAGAAGGAAAAAAAGAAAAGAAAGAUGAAUAUAUAAGCAGAGAAAAUGAAGAAAAAGAAAAUAAAAUAUAUAAUGAAAAUAAUAAUAGUAGUAUUAAACAAGAUAAUUCAAAUAUUCAAGAAACUUCUUUAGGAAGAGGACCCAUUCAAUAUGAUAAAAAUGAAAAGACUAAUUUAAAUCCAAUUAAAAAUGAUACAAUUUAUCAGAAAAAAUUAGAUGAAGGUAAUUAUAAUGGUCAAAUUGAUAAAGUCGUAAAAAGGCAUGAACAUUCAAAUUGGUCAGAUUUAACGAAAACAGAAAAUGAUGAUAGUUCUAACAAUAUGAAUUUAAGCAAUAUACUUAAGAAUUUAAACUUUUAUAAAAAUAUAGAAUUAGUAAAAAGUUAUUUUGGAAAUUAUAAUAAAAAAGAGAAUGAAGAGGGUGAAAAGGAUAAAAAGGAGAAUGAAGAUAAUGAACAGAAUAAAAAAGAGAAUGAAGAAGAUGAAAAGAAUAAAAAAGAGAAUGAAGAAAAUGAUAAAACUUCAAUUGAAAGCAAAAAUAAUCAGAGCAUAAACGAAGUAUAUAAAAAGAAAACAGAAAAUGAAGGUCUAAAAAAUGAAAGUGUAAAAAAUGAAGGUCUAAAAAAUGAAAGUGUAAAAAAUGAAAGUGUAAAAAAUGAAAGUGUAAAAAAUGAAAGUGUAAAAAAUGAAAAUAAUCAAAUAGAGACUAUAAAUGAAGAAAGUAAAACAAAAAUAGAUAAUGAAGUAGUAAAACAAGGAAAAGAGCAAAUAAAUAAUAUAAGUGAAAAGAAUAAUAAUGAUAUUAUUAAAGAUAAUGAUGAAAAUGACGAAAUAAAAUUAUUAAUAUCUAAAAGAAACAAAGAAAAUCCAAAAAACAAUAUUCAUGAAUAUGUGUAUAAUAUUAUUGAAAAAAAUGCAUCAAAUAAAAAUUUUAAUUUAAGAAGAAAAGAUAUUAAAGAAUUCUUAGAUGUACAUGAAUUAGUUAAGAAUAUAAAAUUUGUUUUAGGUAUAAAAUCAAAUAUACAUGAGAAAUUUGAACAUGAAAAAUUAAUUUUAAAAGACUGCAAUUAUGAAUCAUUUGGACCAGAUUUUUGCAGUGUUAAUGAUGAAGCAAAGGAAACUUUAUGGGAAUUUGAAAAUAAGAAAAAUUGUGUUUUUUUAUUUAUAAUAUUAUUUACAUUAAUUUUUAGUUUGGUUAUACAAAAUAUAGUUUAUUUUAUUGAAAAAAGCGUUAGAAAUUCAAAAGAUCAAUUUAGAAAAGAUCUACUUAAUACAGCAUUUAGACAAAUAUCAUUAAUAACAAUAAUUAAUUUAACGAUAUGGGGAAUUCUUCAAUCAAAUAUUGCAGAAGCUUUAGAUGAAAUUAUUUUUAAUGAUAUAUUACCAAAAGAAAGAAAUGUUGAUAAAGUUCUUCAUAAUGUGGAACCACUUUUAGAAAUAAUUUUUGAAAAAAUUCUUUUUAUUUCUAUGAAUUUUUUAGUAUGUUAUUCUAUAUUUAUAAUAAACAUACAUUUUGUAACAAGAAGAAUAUUAAAGUGGUUUUCAGAAGCUGAUAAUUGUGAUGUUUCAAGUGUAGUGAAAGAGAUAAAAAAUUCCAAAAGAAGAUGUCUUCCUAAUUUUUUUUUUUUAAAGAAUGUUAGAAAUUCUAAAUAUUUAGCCCAUAGAUAUGAUUUUUCUGAAAAUGUUGAUGCUAUAAGUAUUCCUGGUUUAGAUCCGAAUGGAUAUUAUUAUUAUGAGUAUAUGAGAGCAUGUCUACUAAAAUAUAAUGUCAAAUUAAUAAAAAUUCCAAAUACUGUUAUAUUAUUUUUAAUAUUCAUAUGUAUUUCUUUAAGACCAUUUUUUAAUAUAAGAUUAAAAGCAGAGGUUAUUUUUUUAAACACUUUAUCAUUAAUUUGUAUUACUGGAUUAAUACUUUUAUUUUUUUACUUGUAUAACAUAGACAAAAAACUAUUACCAAAAGACAUUUCAAAAUAUUUACUAAAUCGUUAUCAUAUUGAAUCGUCUGAACAAAGUAAAAAAGAUAUUAUCCCUUAUUAUAAAUUAUCGAAACAAAAAUCAAUAUAUCCUUCUACAUUGAAUUAUUUUUUUUUCAAAACAACAUUUCCAAAUAAGCAUGAACAACUAUUUUAUUUUUGGGGGAAUGGCCCACCUCUUAUUAACUUUAUUUUUCAAACAUUAUGUUUCUGCUUUUUAAUCAUAUUAUCAUGCUGGAUAUUCUUACUAAGGGUAGAUAAUAUAACUUGGUUCCAAUUAUAUAGUUAUGGAAGUAUAGCUAUAUGUGUAUGUAUUUUAGUUUUUUUCUUUAUCCUAAAAUAUAUAAUUUAUUACAAUAUUAUGAUUAGCAAAACUGGAUAUUUAAUAGAUACCAAAUUAUUAGAAAAAGUAUGGGAAUUUGAAAGAUCUGAUAACAUAAAAAGAAUAUCAGAAUUUAUUGAUGCUAUAAAAAUAAAGUCUACUUUACAUGCUUUAAAAGAAGGUGGAGAAGUAUUUUGGAGACAGUUGUUAAUUAAAUCAAAUACAGUACCAUCAAAUAUACAAGAAAAAAUGUUUAGUAUAUGGGUAGGAUUAGAUGAAGAAAAUAGAGGGAUUAUAGAUUCAGCAAAAAUUUUAAAAUUUUUGAAAUCACAAGGAAUUAAUUUAACUUCAGAAAAUGAUAUUAAAGAAUUCUUGGAAGUAUUUGAUAGAAAUAAUAAAAAUGGUUUAAAUCAAGAAGAGUUUUUUGUACUUAUUAUUAUAGUUAAACAGAUUUUAGUUGAACUUUUGGACAUUAAUGCCGUUCAAUCUUUGUUUGAAGAAGUCUAUGGUAUUCCAUGGAAAUCUUUAUCUGCUAUUGAUGUAAAUAGUUUAAAAAAAAUAUUAUCAGAGUUAAAUUUGAAAUGGCCACAUGGAAAAGUUAGAAAUUUGAUUGACUUUGUUUGUGAAAAUAAAAAAACAAAAUAUGUUAGUGCUGAGUAUUUUAUUAAACAAUUGAUAAAUAUUGAGGAAGUAACAUUGCAACCAUUUCAUUCUCCAUCAGACAUGAAAUAA
Molecule: messenger RNA, 3402 nt
Organism: Plasmodium gallinaceum
Lineage: Eukaryota; Apicomplexa; Aconoidasida; Haemosporida; Plasmodiidae
Product: conserved Plasmodium protein, unknown function
Exons: 15
Coding region: 1-3402 (1133 amino acids)
Molecular function (GO): calcium ion binding
Source: RefSeq, a predicted model, not a curated record